GUACGGUCCUCCUCGUCUGCCGUCGUAACGUCGUUGAAAAAUGACCACGGGAAACCAUGUUCCGCGAUCAGAUGAAGUUGGGAGUCGUUACGCGAUGCUCGUCGAUGCGAAGUGGCCCUAAUUUUUCGAAUAACGGUUCCUUUGGUCCGGGCUGUCUUUUCGAUUCUGAACUUUCGCUGUUACGGUUUUAGGAAUCAAUCUACUUUGUUCGAAUUAUCGACGCGUUUCUAUGAAACAAAGCAAAAAUCCAGAUUAUGGUUUAGCACUCGAGGACAUAGUAGACUUCCUCGAUUUUUCGAUAGCGAAUUUUCAAGUUCCCAAAUCUUGCAGCUUUGGAAAUUUGCAGAUUUGCUCGAAAUAGCAGACUUCGUUCGAAGGAAGCCUACUGUAUGUCGAUAGAGAAAGUUAAAAUGAUCUCACGUGACGACCGAGGUGUGGCCGCUCGUAUCGACGAGCUCACGCAAAGAUUCCUAUUUUCUCUGUUCAACGAUGGCGGACAGACGAUUGCCUCGAGAACGACCCGGGUAAACGAGAAAUCUUCGGACUCUAGGACGUACCGAGACCCAGACUAAUGUUCCAUAAUCACGACAUCAUCGUGCAAGCAAAUCACGGGCUCGAUGAGGCAGAGGGCGCGGCUUACCACCACCACCACAGCCAUCACCAGCAACAUCAUCGGCAUCGUCAUCAUCAUCCACUAUCCGUUCCUCCUCCUCACCAUCAUCAUCAGGCGCUACAGGAAGACGAGCAACAGCAGCAACAGCAACAAGACCAGUCGUCGACCACCGCUACCACCACGAACAACACAACCUCGACCAAGUAUCAACGGAGUCCGGCGGACUUCAGACAGCAGAAGAUGAUACGUGAUCACCAUCAACAGCACGGUUAUAGGUGUCCUCUUUGUUGUAGGACCUUGCAGGACAUCAGCACUAUGAGAGCUCACUUGGAGCACCAUUAUCCUCGUGACUCGCCCACCUGUCCCGUUGCCUCUUGCGCGAAAACCUUCUCUCACCCUAACAGCGUUAGGAACCAUAUGCGGCUCAAGCAUCCGGUACAGUGGGAUCAGAUUAAGACGCUCAGAUGGACCUACGUCUGAUAAAGAGGCAAUGGGUCGUUGCUGGGUACCUCUGUGGGUUAGGGUUGGACACGUUUACAAAUCAUUGAAACUUCCGUAUCUUUCUGUUGUAGUUUAGUUGAUGGCACAGAAUUACGAUGCAAAGAAAUUAAGUUAAGGCUAUCGGAUCUGUGAUAAUUUGAGUAAUUCGAAUAUUAGUGUAUUUGAAUUCGAAUACGCUAUUUUGAAUGUUAGUCGCAUCACCCAGUGAUCUAAUUCUAAUCAGACAUUGGAAAUUCACCAUUUGAGUAUUUAUGUUUUAGUUUUAGUAUAACAUCCCGAAUAUUCGAAUUAUCCCUGAACUAUUCCAUUUUAGAUACCUCUUUUAUUUUGUAUCAAGAAUGUUAUUUUAUACCAAGAAUUAAAAGAUUUGGUUGUAAAGUCAGUAAUAUUUGUGUUUGAAGUUCGAACGGAAAUUUUUAAUCAAACACUUUUUGUUUCUUUGAGUCGUCAUUCGAUGCUGUCCAAUAAGUUCGUUUUCCGUUUCCCAAUUUCUCUGUCGCCUAUCGAUUGCACGCGACUCGAUAUAUCGUUUCUCGGAUACGGUGUAGGUUGCGUCGCAGCGAGAAGGUCUCGCGUGCCAGAGUCUAUAAACGUUCGAAGGGUUGUAAUACGCGAAAUUACGUGCUGGUUGAAUUGUAAGUAUACCACCACGAUGUGACGAGGGGUCAAAGAUUGUCUAUUAGUGCUUUAUUCUCGAGAACGUCGCACAAACCCACCUCUCUUCCUGAGGAUGUAAUGUACCCACUGAGAAGCGCACAUUUUGUAAAUAUUCGGGAGAUUAUAUUGCAGAAAAAAGAAAGAGGAUAUAUAUUAUAUAUAUAAAUAUAAA
Megachile rotundata (alfalfa leafcutting bee) is the source of this 1943-nucleotide messenger RNA. It is a transcript of the gene by, whose product is annotated as focal adhesion protein tensin. NCBI's taxonomy places the organism in Eukaryota, Metazoa, Arthropoda, Insecta, Hymenoptera, Megachilidae. Gene Ontology annotation, cellular component: focal adhesion; nucleus. Gene Ontology annotation, molecular function: protein binding. The record is from RefSeq and is a predicted model, not a curated record. Gene Ontology annotation, biological process: regulation of transcription by RNA polymerase II.